UAGUUCUGGAACUAUGAGCUGGAUUGCCAUUUGCAAGCGUGGAAAGGCUUUGGAAAAUGACUGAAAGAAAGAAGAGGGACAAGGGGAGAGAGGUGUCGUACUCCAGGGAGAGAGCCAGGGAUGUAUUAGACCACAGCAUUGCCUGGUCCAUGGCAGCAGCGCCCUAUCAACAGAGCUCGUACAGCGGAGGCCGCAGCACCUCGGCCAUUCACUGCUUCCGCUGCCGAGACGUGUGUAAGGGGGAGGUGGUGAGGGUGCAGAAUGUCCACUUCCACGUCAAGUGUUUCACCUGCCAAGUGUGCGGCUGUGACCUGGCCAGAUCGGGCUUCUUCCAGAAGAAUGGGGAGUACAUCUGCACGGCGGACUACCAGCGGCUGUACGGGACCAAGUGCGACAGCUGCGGCGACUUCAUCACGGGGGAGGUGGUGUCCGCGCUGGGGCGCACCUAUCACCCCAAGUGCUUCGUCUGCAGCGUCUGCAGGAAACCCUUCCCGAUCGGAGACCGAGUGACGUUCAGUGGGAAGGACUGCGUCUGUCAGCAGUGCUCCCACACUCUGGUCAACACCAACGAGCCCAUAAAGAUCCACGGACCCAGCCAUUGCGCAGGGUGCAAGGAGGAGAUCAAACAAGGACAGUCCCUGUUAGCUCUGGAGAAGCAGUGGCAUGUCAGCUGCUUCAAAUGUCAGACCUGUGGGAUCGUGUUGACAGGGGAGUACAUCAGCAAGGAUGGCGUGCCAUACUGCGAGACCGACUACCACACUCAGUUUGGGAUUAAAUGCGAGACCUGCAACAGGUAUAUCAGUGGACGAGUAUUGGAGGCCGGAGGGAAGCACUACCACCCGACGUGCGCGCGCUGCGCCCGCUGUCACAUGAUGUUCACGGAGGGCGAGGAGAUGUACCUGACAGGUGAGACCCGGCACGGCUAUCAAGAUCACUCCGGCUCUUACUCGGACUGCUACAUUGACCGAACUCGGACUGACAGCAUUUCUUCCCUUUUACAGCACAGACGCACUUCGGAAACGUCCAUCUCUCCCCCAGGGUCCAGCAUUGGGUCCCCGAGCCGCGUCAUCUGUGCCAAAGUGGACAAUGAGAUCCUUAAUUACAAAGAUUUCGCUGCUCUUCCUAAGGUUAAAGCUAUAUACGACGUUCAGCGGCCUGAACUAAUUUCCUAUGAGCCCUAUCACAGAUACACCUCCGAUGACAGGCUAGAGCGCUACAGCUAUGGGGAGGACAGAGGCAUGCACACUAAUGGCUGUUCUCAACAGGACAUUUAUGACAGCAUCGACCUGCGGCAGAGAAGAGCGUCAAGCCCCGGAUACAUCGACUCCCCCAGCUACAGCCGCCAGGGAAUGUCCCCCACAGUGCCUCGCUCCCCUCAGCACUACUAUCGCUCCGGCACGGAGAGUGGCAGAAGCUCCCCCUAUUACAGCCAGGUGGACGUCAGAUCCAGCACCCCGACUGCGUACCAAGCGCCCAAGCACUUCCACAUCCCAGACCCCCGCUGUGAGCUAGCUCUUUCGUGCAGGGGAUCUGAGCCCGUGACUAACAGAGUGACCCUAAGCCCUCAUCCCUCAACAUUUCAGUCCAUGCAGUGGACCCACAUGCAGUUUGCAGUACAAGCGACAGGAGACCCAAACAUCUACAGGAAGCCUCCCAUCUAUAAGAGACAUGGUACUGUGUCUGCUGCCUGCUGUAGCGUGUACCUUGCGGUGCUGAUGGUGAGGGAUCUCCUCCAAUCAGCACUGAUCAUCUGGGACAGGGCGGUGCUGACUGUGAAGGACAUACCUGCCCUCCAAUCGGCGCUGAUCCUCAGGUACAGGGGCAGUGCUGCCUGUGGCAUGUUAAAAGAUGAUUGGCUGGAAGCUCCGCCCCCUCUCUCUCUUUGUGCCCUCACAGCUCCCCGCGCCCGGAGGUUCUCGUCGGGGGGAGAGGAAGAUGGCUGGAACCACAGUCUCAACAGGAUCCAGGGCGGAAUCGGGAGGAUGAUCCUGAAGGAGGAGAUGAAGGCCCGGUCCGGCUCCUAUGACAACGACCCGUGGGCCAGCGCGCGGAACUCGCGCAGCGGCAGCAAGGAGACCCUGCUGGGCCUGGGCUACGAGACCUCCCUGAACGGCUCUCCUCGCUCCCACUACACAGUGGACAAUGGUGAGUGUCUCACUUCCUCUGUGUGCCACACAGGCAGUGCAGGGUUUCUCGUCCCCUUGCCCUGGGAGAUUUUCCGACAGAAACAUCUGCUGUCUCUUGUUUUUCAGCCCCAGAGCGCUGACUACUUCCAGUACGACAGCAGCAACGCAGUGAACUGGGGAAUCAGAGAAUACAAGAUUUAUCCCUACGAAACUUUAAUAGUGACCACUAGGGGGCGCAACCGGCUGCCAAAGGAUGUGGACAGAGCUAGGUUAGAGCGACACUUGUCCCCCGAGGAGUUCUACCAGGUGUUCGGGAUGAGCAUCGUGGACUUUGACCGCCUGGCGCUGUGGAAGAGGAACGAGCUGAAGAAGCAGGCGAGACUGUUUUGAUACCAGCGAGCGCCGACAGAGAGUGUCCCCGGGUUAUUGGUGUCACGGCUGAAGAAAAUGGAAACGCUGCAUUUGGAAUCGAAGCCAAACAGAGUUGGGCACAGCCCACCUAAAAGGCCCCCUUUGCAAUUAUAUUAUAUAAAACAUAUUUUGCUUUCCUUUUACUCCUCAAAGUGACUGUGAUUUCUGCCUGCGUCAUUACCCAUUAGCAUCUGUGUUGAACGCUCAUUACAGUUCGAAACUGGUCAGGCUGGGCCUCAUUAAAUCCUAACUUUGCAACAGCCGACACAAAUGACAGAAAUGUUGGCAUUGUAUCUGAAAGACUCAAGGAGAACAAUGCCGAGUGAAAAUCCUGCACAUUUUCUGUACAACAAAACUUUAAAAACACUUAAGCUGAAAUUGGAGGCGUUGCUCCAGCUCCCUUUAAUUGCAAUGAGGCUCAAAGUCGAAAUAAUUCCAUGACUGUUUCAACAGCGUACUCUUAAAGAAAGCUGAAAUAGACUUGUUACUGUUAAACUGUUUCUCUCUGGAGCUUGUAACUUCCAUAGAUUCAAAGCACGGAGUUCCGUUUUAGUGUGCAAUCAUGCGUUUUCCUAAAGACGUAAAACCAAAGUAAGAUAAGGAGUUCUGUAUGCGACAUGAAAAAAGUUGUGCACGCACAGAUCAAGAUGUGUCCACACUCUGUUUGGCAAAUUGCAUGGAGAGAAGUGCAUUGCUUACCUUCUCAGACUGCAGUGCGGAGCUUAAGCACUGAAUGUUAUUUCCUUUGCAGACAAACUGAAGUGAACUCUGUUAUUUGUUUUUCUGAAGAAUGUAUUUGAAGUUUUAGACAACUGUAGGGUGUGAACGACAGUACAGAUGAGAUGGUGGAACACUGCUGCUUUGCAACCACCCGUAGGUCACAGAGCUCUGGGAAGACCAAUCCUCCACUGCAGGCGCAGGUGGUGCCACGUACUUACAUGGUAAAAUAUCCACGCGUCCCAGGCUCAGAAUAACACCUGAAAGAGGGCUGGGUCGCUUUUCAGUAGAGCAGCAAUCCCUGGGCUUCAGGGGAGGGGGGUUAAAUGAAAAAAGAAGACUUUAUUUAGGGGUCCAGGCUUUGAACAACAUAGCAUAAAAAUAACCAAAUUUUCAUAGUUUCUCUUCGGGCUGUUUAACACUGACAGAUGUUUCUUAAGUCAGCCAGAACGUUGCCAGUGCAAAUCAGGCUGUAUUGACUUGCGGUCCUCUGAACAGUUGGUGUGCACUGAGCAGGGCAGUGUGCGUUCAUGAUGGGAUUUCAGUGGGUGGCCCUCUCUGGUUGUGUAGAACCACAGUCCUGCGGGUAUAUACCGCUGGUCACUCUGCAAUCAUCAGCUCGUAAGGACGCACUAGAGAUUGGAUCGCUGCAUUAAAUGCAUCAGUUCGUUAAGCCAGGAGAGCCCAACUGUGCUCCUUGAGAGCUGUAGGACGGUGAUAUUUUCAUGGAAGAGCGGAUGGAUAAAUGAAUGGAUCAGUUUAUGGGGGGGGUGAAUGGAUGAGAGGGUAGAUGGGCGGAUGAAUGAAUGGAUGAAUGGGUAGAUGAAUGGAUGAGUGGAUAGAUAGAUGGGUGGAUGAAUGGGUCCACGAGCGGAUGAAUGAAUGGAUGAGUGGAUAAAUGAUUGGAUGAUUGGGUAGAUGAAUGGAUGAUUGGGUAGAUGGGUGAGUGUUGAGUGAAGUACUUAACUGCCUAAGUGGUCACAAUGAAAGUGUUCUCAGGUGCAAGGAGGAAUGAGUUUAGUGCCUUUGAACCUUCCAAUCAAUUAAUAACAGGACUUGACCCUUAAUUGUUUACUCCACCUAACUGCUCAAAACCAUUUGGUUGAUUACCGAUUACCUGAAGCCAAGAUAGGACUGGGACUCCCCUGGUUGCCUGCCCCUGGUUUAGGGUUACCCAGAAAACCUGUGGUUCCCCAGGUCCAGAAUCGGUCACCCCUGAUGGAUUUCCUUUUUCAUUCUCUGUGCUUUGUUUCACUCCUAUGCCGAAUCAACACCUUGCACCGAUGAACACCUGGGGGCAUGGUGUGAUGGGUGCAGAGUUUAUGAUGCACAAUAUGAAGUCACUGCCCAAAGGGACACUGCAGUAACGAAGUGUCUAAGUAAGUCAGCACAAGCUGUGCUGUAACACAUAAAGCCCAUAGCUUACAUAGCUUUAAUGUGCUCGUCCAUCAGUGGAACAGCCCUCCAGCCCUGAGUUAGACUUCACUGCUGUAGGAAUAUUAGGAACAUUAUUUUGCAAAUGAAUGUUUAUCGUACAGUACAUUUACCACGUUAACUGACAUAUUUCUAGACACUUCCACCUGCAAUAUUAACCUGCCUUUUUCUCAUGACGCGCACGGCCAGCGGUGUCUGUGGAAGGCAGAGUGUCCUGGAGUGUUACCUAACCUAACCAAGUGUCCAAUGACCAAGCUACUUACCAGAGUAGUGUCUCUGUACUAAAGAAGUUAGUUACUACAAAAUGGUAUUUUUGAAUUGUACAUUUUUUUCUGUUUUCUUUUUGUAACUGUAUACAACAACCUAACCGCUUUAUUUAACUGUCAGUACUGUAUCAACAAAUGAUGUAUAUCUUAUAUUUAAAUAAAAUGCUGUUUUCAUGUGUAA
Messenger RNA from Lepisosteus oculatus (spotted gar), 5135 nucleotides. The record is from RefSeq and is a predicted model, not a curated record. NCBI's taxonomy places the organism in Eukaryota, Metazoa, Chordata, Actinopteri, Semionotiformes, Lepisosteidae.